UGCAGUAUUACGGUCCCAAAAACCGCCCCGCCAUUUCCUGCUGUGUCCUCUUACUGUACGCAGACUUCUAGAAAGAAAAUUGUAUUGAUAGAGCAUCAUCUCAACAUUAGUAAGGGUUAGCGUGUUGUACUUUUUUGGAAGGUUUGCGUAAUAUAGAAGCACAGCCUGCUGGCUCCCCUGUCUGCAGUCGUGCAUGUGAACUGCAGCAAGUCUGCAGAAGUCGCAGCAUCAUCGUUACUGCAGUGAAAUCCAGCGCCUGAACACACCCUGCUGCAGCCUGCAGAGCAGCCAACAACACGGACAGCACCACGGCUGUAGGCUACACGUUUACCGCGCAGAUACGAAGAGACGGCGAGCUGCUGGAACACAGCUGAGCAGGAUGGCUCUUAAUGACAAAGAUCCAAUGCCUGCAGUGGGGACCCUCUCCCCGGGCCAACUGCAGUCCCACCUCAAGAUGGAGCCAAAGACUCUAGGGGCAAUCCAGAUCGUUAUUGGGGCUUUGAUUCUCUGUCUGAGUGCCUCUGUGCUCCAGAUCCAUGAGGUCCACUUUACAGGAGAUGUGGCCCUCUUCCUGAUUGUUGUCAUACAGGUGACCUUGUCUGGUUCAGUGUUGGUCCACAGUGGGAGGAAACCUACUCUGUUUUGGGUGAAAUGUGUCCUGGUGCUGCACCUCAUCAGUGCUGCAUUUGCCACUGCUGCUUUGGGUCUGAUGUCCAAACACCUGCCUUACCGUCAGGACUCUUACCACUGUGAACACUGCCGCAGACUGGAGCUACAUGCCGUGCAACAUUGUUUCAGGAAAUGCACCGGGCUGAUCGAGCAAAAGUGUAAACUGUUGAUUGACGGGAUCCUGGGGACGCUGGUGAUUUUCCUGGUGCUGGAACUGUUGAUUUGCAUCACAGCCAUGCUGUUUGGACUCACUGUCCUAGCUGCUGGUGGAACCCAGGCUGCCACCCAGAGACCUGUCUAUCCACAGACGCGCCCCCCACCUGUUCCAGCUACGCAGGCUGCUCCAGCUGCAGCCGAGUCAUCUCAGGUGGCUGUAGUUGUGACUGAACCAGAUUCAGAGCAGAUGGAGGACAUCUCCACCCCACCUACUGAACCCCAGGUGGAGCCGAUAGAAGCUCUGACAACACAGCCGUGAACUCAGCACACUGCUCCCUGUGGUGUUAUGUCAUGUCAGUCAUGUCAGAGUGUAAAUAUGGAUGUCACCUGAGAAAAACUAUUCCUGUCAGACUCAUGGAGGUCAUUAACAUUUGGACCAUUAUAACAUGACAACAAAUCUGCUGGUGGUAGUAGUCAGAGGCAAGAAUAUAAUAACAAUUAUGGAAACAAUAAAUGUGAGUGUCCCAACAAGUUAUCAAAGGUAGUCAUCCUGUCCUUUUACUUCUGGCAAGACAUGAACACAGAAUUAGUAUAAGCACUGCACCUACAGUACAGUAUGUUGUGUAUAUGAUAUGGAUCAGUGUCACAAUGUCAAUGUAUUCUUCAAAUACUAAAUAUCAAUAAAAUAAGUAUAGCGAAAUAUAAGUGUAGAGAAAUAAAAAUAAAACAGACAGCCUGACUUUCAGCUUGGAAAGCAGGGGGAAGGCUAAGAUCUUGGUCAGCAAGAGUAUGUAGUAGGAUAUAUUCACAAAUCUAAGAGUCUAUGCACAUUUUGUGUUAAUUUGAGUGAAGGCAGAUUUACUAUUUAACUUUGAACUAUUUAGCUUUUCUUGCUUCAAACAUAUUUGACUGUUGAAAUAUGAUUGUGUUAUGUGGUUAUAAAACUAACCUUGUAUUGUGUUUAUGCUAUUAAAACUGGUCUUAAUGCCAUUCCAAAAUGAAUGGAUGCAUUACAGCA
Messenger RNA from Anarrhichthys ocellatus (wolf-eel), 1843 nucleotides. RefSeq lists its product as uncharacterized. The transcript has 9 exons. Bases 380 to 1144 code for a protein of 254 amino acids. Gene Ontology annotation, cellular component: membrane. NCBI's taxonomy places the organism in Eukaryota, Metazoa, Chordata, Actinopteri, Perciformes, Anarhichadidae. The record is from RefSeq and is a predicted model, not a curated record.